Messenger RNA from Balaenoptera acutorostrata (minke whale), 2013 nucleotides. It is a transcript of the gene ST13, whose product is annotated as ST13 Hsp70 interacting protein. Lineage: Eukaryota; Metazoa; Chordata; Mammalia; Artiodactyla; Balaenopteridae. The transcript has 12 exons. Gene Ontology annotation, molecular function: Hsp70 protein binding; protein dimerization activity. The record is from RefSeq and is a predicted model, not a curated record. Bases 169 to 1278 code for a protein of 369 amino acids.
GCCAGUGGCCGGGGCGGUUCUAGUCUGUUCUGCCUGGCAGCAGCCGCCCCCUUUACGCGGUCACGCUGCGCUAGCGCCCGGGCUUGGGAUCGGGCCGCAGCCUCCGCCGCGCCCGCCGCCUCCUGCUGCCUCUCGCCGCCUCCUGCUGCCUCCCGCCGCCUCCGGACCAUGGACCCCCGCAAAGUGAGCGAGCUUCGAGCCUUCGUGAAAAUGUGCAAGCAAGACCCGAGCGUUCUGCACACCGAGGAAAUGCGCUUCCUGAGGGAGUGGGUGGAGAGCAUGGGGGGUAAAAUACCACCUGCUACUCAUAAAACUAAAUUGGAAGAAAAUACCAAGGAAGAAAAAACAGAUAGUAAGAAGGCAGAGGAAAACAUAAAGACAGACGAACCAUCAAGUGAGGAGAGUGAUCUAGAAAUUGACAAUGAAGGUGUGAUUGAACCAGACACUGAUGCCCCUCAAGAAAUGGGAGAUGAAAAUGUAGAGAUAACUGAGGAGAUGAUGGAUCAGGCAAAUGAUAAAAAAGUGGCUGCCAUUGAUGCCCUAAAUGAUGGUGAACUACAGAAAGCCAUUGACUUGUUCACAGAUGCCAUCAAGCUAAAUCCUCGUUUGGCCAUUCUGUAUGCCAAGAGAGCGAGUGUCUUCAUCAAAUUACAGAAGCCAAAUGCUGCCAUCCGAGACUGUGACAGAGCUAUUGAAAUAAAUCCUGAUUCUGCUCAGCCAUACAAGUGGCGAGGGAAAGCACACAGACUUUUGGGCCAUUGGGAAGAAGCUGCCCAUGAUCUUGCCCUUGCCUGUAAGCUGGAUUAUGAUGAAGAUGCUAGUGCAAUGCUGAAAGAAGUUCAACCAAGGGCCCAGAAAAUUGCUGAACAUCGUAGAAAGUAUGAGCGAAAACGUGAAGAGCGAGAGAUCAAAGAAAGAAUAGAAAGGGUCAAAAAGGCUCGGGAAGAACAUGAGAGAGCCCAGAGGGAGGAAGAAGCCAGACGACAAUCAGGAGCUCAGUAUGGCUCUUUUCCAGGUGGCUUUCCUGGCGGAGUGCCUGGUAAUUUUCCUGGAGGAAUGCCUGGAAUGGGAGGGGGCAUGCCUGGAAUGGCAGGAAUGCCUGGGCUCAAUGAAAUUCUUAGUGAUCCAGAGGUUCUUGCAGCCAUGCAGGAUCCAGAAGUUAUGGUGGCCUUCCAGGAUGUGGCUCAGAACCCAGCAAAUAUGUCAAAAUAUCAGAGCAACCCAAAGGUUAUGAAUCUCAUCAGUAAAUUGUCGGCCAAAUUUGGAGGUCAAGCAUAAUGCCCUUCUGACAAAGCCCCUGCUGAAGAAAAAGCAACUUACAUCACCUAAUGGAUGUCGCAAUAAUACAAACCAGUGUACCUCUGAUCUUCUCAUGAAGAAAGCUGGGGUGCUUUGAAGAUAAUCCCUACCCCUCUGCUCCAAAUGCAGCUGAAACAUUUUAUAGUGGUUUGCCAUUAGGGUAUUCAUUCAGAUAAUGUUUUCUUACUAGAAAUUUAAAACUUUAAACAAUUUUUAAAUCUUAAAAAUAUUUAAAACAAAUUAAAAGGGUGUGUUAAUCCCUACAUUUUUCUUUACUAAUCAUUUUGUUUUUUUCCUUUGAAUUAGUUAGGCAAGGAAGAUACUUCAGUAUGGAAGAUUUAUUCAAGUUUGAGUGAAAUAAAGAUUUAUUAGUGGGAGGCAAAUGUAACAUUUAAAUACAUAAAGUUUGAGUUGGAUAUAUGGUCACUGAGGCAUUUUGAUUUGUCUUUUUAAUUGCUUUAUUAUUAUUAUUUUUAAUGAUUUGCUUCCAUGAAACUGUUGGGACCACCAGUAUUGCAGUAGGACCUGGGUAGGGACUGGAAGUACUCGGCAGGGCAGCAGUAAUCUUACUACAUUUUAUAGAAUGUGUACCCUUGUGCAGAUGUAUUUAAAUCUUACACUGUGGUGAAAGGAUGAUUUUUAUACUGCUGCAGUAAAAUUGGAUUACUUAGCUCUGUUGUCUGAUAUCUAAAAUAAAUGUUUCACAUUUCCACA